UUUUUCGGAUGAUAUUUUAGUUUCAGUUUGAAAUAGGUGGGGUAAUUUCUGUCAUAAAUUAAAAUUAUUCGAUACCGUCGGAGCUUUAACCGUAUCUGCAUUCAUCGGUUAUAUCCUUAGGAGGUAGCGAAAUUCUAACCUCGUUCUGCUUAUUUAUGCUCUCAAGUUGAAGCUGUCAACGAACUUAGUGAACAUCCGUCAUGGAUGACGACGUAGCUGCUCUUCAGAGGCUAGAGCACUUAAUGACGGAGUUCUUUUCUCCAGAAACAACUAACGAACGAAAACGAACGAUCGAACAAAGUUUACAUGAGUUUACUGCACAGAUUAAUUCAUGGAGGCCUUGCCUUCAUUUUUUGUCUUCAACAAAUAAUCACUAUGUCAGCAUGUUCGCUCUGUCAACAUUAGAGACUACAAUUGGAAGGCGAUGGCUUGUUUUACCAUGGGAGGACAGAGCACUCAUAAGAUCUACGUUAUAUACAUUGUCUUUAGAGCGUGGAGUUGUCCCUUUUGUUCGAAACAAAGUGGUUAAACUAGUAGUUGACAUUGCCAGGCAUGAUUGGCCACACUUUUAUCCAGAUUUCUUUUUUAAUAUAUUGCAGUUACUGGAUCAUAAGCCCACACGUUUAUUGGGUUUGGUAUACUUAAGGACAGCAUCAGAGGAGUUAGCGACACCGAGAGAAGACCUGCCUAUUCAAAGGAAGACAGAGCUGUUCAGGCUUCUAAGUGCUCAAGUUCCUCGAACUCUUGAUACACUUACAGGUCUUCUUAUUGAAUCAACGAAGCUACAAAGCCGCUCAGGAACUGUAACGCCUCCACCUUCUCCUACCAGUGGUCAGAAUGUAUAUCCUAUACGUGCAGUUUUGGAUGUUGAAGGACUAGCUACUGGAAGCAGUGAAGUGUGUAUAGCUACUCUUGAAGUUCUAGCUCAUUUAUUUAGUUGGAUUGCAUUGUCUGACCAUAUAUCUCCCAACUUAUUGGAUGCCAUUUUCGCUUGUGCCAAGUAUCACGAAUCUAUGAAUGGACGACAGUUAGACAUAGCAGUUCAAGCAGUGACAACAAUUAAUGAGUUACUUUAUCGACCAUGCUCGCCCAGUGUUACUGAACGAUUACUGUUGCAAAUCUUCCAAAAUGGUAUUACACUAUUUCAAUGUAUGGAGCGUUUAGAUGCAAUUGAUGAAAGCUAUAUGGAGAAAACAACUGAAUUUUUACAGUUAUUUGUGACAAAUCAUUUAAAGCGGAUAGAAUUAUGUCCAAAGUUUCCUGUAAAUACAUUGUUAGAAGUAUUAUGCCAUCAUACGUUCCAACAAUGUUCUACAGUGAAUGGUUAUUUGCGUUGUUUGGAAGUGUGGGCUGUAUUGUUAGAGAGCUCUCAAUCUCGUGAUGCUACUGUGGCAUUGGUUCUUGCUGAACGAGUUCUACAAAAAAUCAGUUUUAAACUUGAUGCUCAGACUUUAAAAGAUCUCGAUACAGAGACUCUUGAUGAAAACGAGGAGACUGAAUGGCAACAUUUUCUGCGGUGUAAUGUGGAAUGUUUAGCAAAAGUUGCUGACAUAUCACCAGUACCAAUAUUUACUUUGCUGUACCGAUCAUGGAGAGAAGGGUUAACAAUCUAUGUAGAAUUAGGUUCUGCAGUGGCUAGUGGUAGUGUUAUAUUAUUGAAUGACGUCGAGGCUUCUAAUGUGCAUGCUCACCUGCGGGAUCUAGCAUCAACAACUCAGGGUCUUGCACGAUUAUGCACACUCUUUACCGACGAGACAGGUACGGAUCAUUUAAUGGUUGAAGAACUGGUCAUGCAAACCUUAGAUGCUUGUAUUUUUGCCAGAGAUAAUCAGCUCUAUAAAGCUGCAAUACAGCCCUCUGUGAUUGUCCUGGAUCUCAUUGAAGUACAUUCCCAACUGCUAGCGUCAUUACAAGCAUGGUGUCACUGGAUAGCGAAGCGACCAGAAAUCACGAGAGAUGUAUUAUGUCUACGAUGUGUACGUUGUUGCAUCUGGGCAUUAUCAUAUGCAACAUCUUGCGAUGUUCCAGGAAAUCUAAUCCACUCAGCGGCUCACCUCCUGCAGAGUGUGACUGCAAUACUUAAGCCCAAUUUAUGGGACCGGCCAACAUUUAGAGAUUUACUAUGCAUAGGCAAUCACUCAUACCUCAAACCGGAUACAGCAAAGGUUCUGCGAAGAGCGUUAACAAAUGGAAUAGUUCUUCCUCAUUUAGAUGCUGUAACCCGACAAAGACUUAUGGGUACCAUGGUAGCAGCUCUUGCCGAACCUUUGGGUCCUCAAGGUCAUGCAGUACCUUCCGAGGCAGCAAUCAUAGCUGCAUUAGUUCCUCUGAAACAAUUGCUCGAGGAUUGUUGUCCACCUUCAACAGCCAUCAAAAAGUUGCUGCAUUCUUGUCUGGAGGGCACAAUAAAUCGAACUCUUGAGCUGCUGCCUCAUUUUGUUCGAUGUCAGGGUACCUGUGAAUCUCUACUUACUUUCCUACAUGCAACAUUCCUAGUUUUGCAGGAACAAUUGGGUCCAGAAUUUACCCAAAAUGCUGUACAAGGAAUACUACACAUUUACACACGAGAAAACAUUUCAGCAGGGCCAGCGCUGGAUCAAUUUCUGGAAAUAUUGAUACUAGUAGUAUCUGCCCCAAGCAACGCAUUCAAGGCGUUCGUACCCUCUGUAAUCGGUCUCUGCUUAGGACGUAUCUGGCCCUUGCUUUCUAAUGAUCUCAGUGCACAUCCAGAUACCACUCUCGUUCUUUUACGACUUUUUCAUAGUAUAUUGAUGCAUCGGUGGCAAUACUUUUACAAUGCUUCGGUGUUGCGAACGUUUGGUCAUCCUGACAGCGAUGAGCCUGUUGCACAUAAGGAGGAAAUCGUUGCCAUCAUUGAGGCUUUUGGGCAAGCUCUUUUACAACCAGACGUUAACAUAUUUCGACAGAGUCUUUUAAGUCUGGAACACUUAAACUCGAGAUGGCGUCUUUAUCAAAGAUCCAUAUUUAACAAUGACUUCUUGGAGAGAUUCCUGAUGGCUCUAUUUACAGUUCUAUUUCAACGAUCUCAUAAUUUAUUAGCCGAUGAAAUAGCGACCGCAGUGCACAGUCUGGUCACCGUAAAACCUGUAAACUGGUUCUAUGGAUAUUUCCUACCAAAGUUCAUAGCCAGUUGUGAAGGUCUUGAUGAUGUACAGAAGAACUCGCUAUUAAAUAAUUUCGAAAAAGCAACCGAUCAACCAACGUUGACAAGAUCUGUUUUGCGAUUGGUUUCCGACUUAAGGUGUUAUCAGCUCUGCCGACCGGACUUAACGACUCACUUUCGGGGCUGUAAAAUCGAAUAAUACGCGCCAUGCCGAGUAUUUUAAAAAAUAUGAAAGUACUUCUCCGUUAAGUCGUCAAUUAUUCCGAUGAAUAGAGUGCAUAUGCGUCCGCGGAAGAUAAUACGUGAACAGGAGCAUUUACAGUAAUUAUCGUUCACGGUACAACAUUGUAUGUGAAUCACUGCCGUACGUUUCAUACGAUUUUAUUAUGAAAUUUUAUUGUUAUUAAUCAAACUUGUCUUUUGAUACAAAUUACUCAGUUUUCAUUCAGAACUGUUAACGUUCUAUCACCCAUCAUUUGCAUUGUAAAUACCAUAAAUUUAAUCAACGUAUUCAUUAUAUGUAUAAACGUAUACAGUAGGUACAUUGUUCAUCUUCAAAUCUUUUUACGUUUUUCAUCUAAAGAUGAAUAUAUAAUAAGAGUAACUUGUAACAGUGUACAGAUUCUUUAACCACGAGUAUCGGAUGAAAAAUAUUAAAGAUCAAAAUGUCUUUAAUGAAAAUGUUAUUCACUUAAUAAUGAUUUUCCGAAUCUUGUAAUACUAUGUAAAGUGCAAUAAUGACUUAUAAGCGUUUAUGAAAAUAAGCACUUAUAUAUUAAGAAACGCGGUAGUGUCCAGUAGCGUCUCAGCAAGUUCAUGACCGCUACCGCUCCCUUUUACUCGAUAUUUUCAACUACAAUAGUGUUUUAAUUCAAUUCGACAUCGUGAAUUAUUAUAACAUAUAUAAAUCCUAACGAGGUGAUGUAUUUAAAUAUAUACAAAUUUCAUUUGAAA
This is a messenger RNA of Orussus abietinus, 4078 nucleotides long. It is a transcript of the gene ebo, whose product is annotated as exportin-6-A. Gene Ontology annotation, molecular function: small GTPase binding; nuclear export signal receptor activity. The coding region runs from base 201 to 3323 and encodes 1040 amino acids. Gene Ontology annotation, biological process: protein export from nucleus. The transcript is spliced from 16 exons. The record is from RefSeq and is a predicted model, not a curated record. Lineage: Eukaryota; Metazoa; Arthropoda; Insecta; Hymenoptera; Orussidae.